CGGCGUACCACCCGCAAUAGACGGUUUAUCAGAGCGCAAGAACUAAACCGUCGAGAUCGCUAUUCGGUACCAUAUAGCAACGAAUCCCGACGUAUUCGUAUCUUGGGUCGAGAUCAUACCAGCUUUGCCCCUAGAACUGGUUUAUGGUUUCAAGCCGAAGUCAGCCCUCGACCUGAUCUACCGCGACGAUAAUAAACACGACGCGAAGGCAAUCAGAUACUAUAUCAACGGGAAGCGGACCCGGCAAUUGCUCACGCCCAGGCUCAUCUAUUACGAGUAAAAGUGCGGUCUGAAUUAUUUGUAUUUAUAGGGGGUUUGACUGUAGGCCUCAGGCCGUAUCAUGGUGAAUAACAGAGCUAUUAAAGCUCUCGUCUCCGCUCUCUGGGCCUCCUUCCGUGCUCGGGUCCACCUCUUCAUUUGCCGUCUUCUCUACUGGACAGGGUCUGGCGGAUGUCCGAAUGGGUUUCCCAUUAGAAUCAAUGGGCCAGGCCAUCAUCCCUUAUACGUGGCCUGUAAUCCCGUCAAUCUUGAACACCUCGAAGUGCAAGCCGAUGGUGUACCGUAUUGCCGAUUUCGUUGCCUCCCUCUCUUCCUCGGUGAUCGGCGUCUCGGUGUCCAAGGCUACAAGGUCCUCUACUAUCAUAUCUGCCAGUUUUGGCCACUGUCCUGCCCGGGCCAACUCAUUGAUUUUUGUAUGGGCUACCUUGUUGCAUUGCGUAUACAGCUUCAUGCAGUCACGGGCCAUUCUAUGAGAUCCCGUUCAUAAGGAGGACCAAAUUGUGGAGCAAAUCCGACAGGGGGGUGGCUAUCGGGAGUUUCCCUGCUUUCCCAGACUG
Messenger RNA from Lasiosphaeria miniovina, 836 nucleotides. RefSeq lists its product as uncharacterized. Bases 341 to 766 code for a protein of 141 amino acids. Lineage: Eukaryota; Fungi; Ascomycota; Sordariomycetes; Sordariales; Lasiosphaeriaceae. The record is from RefSeq and is a predicted model, not a curated record. The transcript has a single exon.